AUGCGGCUUUCUAUCAGCUCGGCCAUUCUGUGGGCUUGUUUGUCAACAUUUGCUCUCGCCCAGCAUUCCAACAUAACGUAUCCGUCGGCAUCCGAGAUUCUCAAGGAUCUUCCUCCUUGUGCAGCCAAAUGUCUAACAACGGUUGUCCCUGGUUCUGCUUGCUCCGUCACAGACGUUGAGUGUAUUUGCACGAACCAACCAAUUCAGGAUGCAGCCGAAAAGUGCAUUCUGCAAGGAUGCCCUUCGCUAGUCGAUGCUCUCUCCGCCAAGAAUAUCACAGCAACGGCUUGCCAUGCUCCCGUUCGUGACCGGUCAGGCCAAUAUGUAGCCGUAUCGAUUUCCCUAGGGACCAUUACAGUUCUCUUCGUUCUUGUACGGUUAAUUUUCAAGCAAUUUUUCAGCGCCAACACCGGACUAGCGGCAGACGACAAAGUGAUUCUUGGCACCCUAGCACUUCGAAUCUCCUGCACGAUUAUCAACGUCGAGGGCCUGGCGGCCCAUGGCCUAGGCAAGGAUACGUGGACGCUACCAUCACACGAGUUAACGACAUUCACCGAGUGGCUGUAUAUCAUGGAGGUGCUAUACUUGGCAGAACUAUCCCUCAUUAAACUCAGUCUGUCUCUGUUCUACGUUCGCAUCUUCCCUGGUACGAUUAUAAAACGACUUCUCUGGGGCACAGUCAUCUUCAACAUUCUUUACGGAGCGACCUUUGUCAUAACGGCAAUUUUCCAGUGCACCCCGAUCAACUAUUUUUGGACGCAGUACGUGGAAGAUCAUGCAGUUGGAAAAUGUAUCAACAUCAAUGCUUUUGGCUGGGCAAAUGCCGCCAUCAGCGUCGCUCUGGAUAUCUGGAUGAUUAGUAUCCCGUUGAGUCAGAUUCCGAAGCUGAAGCUGCACUGGACAAAGAAGUUUGGUGUUGCCAUCAUGUUUUUCCUCGGAGCAUUCGUUACUAUUGUGUCAAUCCUUCGACUGAACUCGCUCGUUUCCUGGGCAAACUCGACCAACCCAACCUGGGAUCAGUGGAACAUCGUCUACUGGUCUACAAUCGAAGUCAACGUCGGAAUGAUUUGCACGUGUCUUCCGUCCAUUCGUCUCCUCAUGCUACGAGCAUUCCCGAAUUUGACUCGUUCGCAGCCAACGCACGGCAGCAACUCCUUCAGUCACCACACAGGCGGUCAAUCUGGAUUGGAUAGAAGAACAACAGGGAGGGAUCACCGUCUUUCUGAACUCGAUCAAACCAGGGGGCACACUUGGACACGAAUAGCAUGA
This is a messenger RNA of Pochonia chlamydosporia 170, 1269 nucleotides long. RefSeq lists its product as hypothetical. The transcript has 5 exons. The record is from RefSeq and is a predicted model, not a curated record. Lineage: Eukaryota; Fungi; Ascomycota; Sordariomycetes; Hypocreales; Clavicipitaceae. The coding region runs from base 1 to 1269 and encodes 422 amino acids.